This is a messenger RNA of Echinostoma caproni, 342 nucleotides long. The record is from the annotation of a GenBank genome assembly. NCBI's taxonomy places the organism in Eukaryota, Metazoa, Platyhelminthes, Trematoda, Plagiorchiida, Echinostomatidae.
AUGAGACCAAUUCGUGGGUUUCACCAAAUUUCACAUUAUGCCCAAGAAUCCAUCAUUCCAGCCGGGUUAACUACGCGGGAGUUUCAUUCCUCGAAUAACCGUGAUUUGGCCGACGGAUCACUGCGGAUCCCGAAGUUUGCCGAACGAGCUGGUCAUGGUCUGAUCCUGAACCAGCCACCCUUGGAAUAUUUGGGUCUACAUCCUAACGGAGGGAUUGAAUUACAGCUACCGUUAAAACGUAAUUACAUCAAGCCUGCAUUGAAGCGAGUCGCCCAGCCACAUUUAUAUUUGCGCCAGUUCAUUCAGUAUCCCGUGUUGGAUGAGGCGAACCGCAAGAGGUGA